UGCUAAUUUUUUAGGUUAUCUCAAUCUGGAUCUGGGAAUCAUUAAAUAAGAAUUACUUUCAUCCUAUAGUAUAGUUUGUUCUACAAUUACUACACGUGCGUAUGUUUUUGCCGAAGUUUAACUGAAUAUUCUGUAUCAAUAACCGUCACUCACUAAAUCAACUCUGCUACACCAUUUAACUUUCCAAGAUGUUUGGCAGCCAAAUUUUCAUACCAGUUCGGUUUUCAUACCACCCUAUUCAUUUCAACAAAAAAAGGACAGAUGCUAUCCACAAAUUAACACGUUUGCGAUGUGUUGACAACAGUGAAAUUGGAAAACAAGCUAUGGCGGAGGGGAAACCACCGAAAUGUAUUCAUAUCUAUAACAGACGAGGAAUCGGGAUGAUAGGUGAUAAAAUUUUAGUCACUAUCAAAGGAGAAAUGAAGAAAGGGAUAGUGGUUGGCACUAAAAAAGUUGACCAAGUGAAUAUUCCUGCAUUUGACUCGAAUAAUGUAGUACUCAUUGAUGAUAAUGGAUCACCGCUUGGCACUAGAAUACACGCUCCAAUACCUGUUUAUUUAAGAACUAUCCUAAAGGAAAAAACCUUCCACAAAGGAGCUGAUUACACAAAAAUUCUUUCCAUAGCCUCAAGGUUUGUGUGAGGGACAUUUCUUAGAUUUAUUUAUGUAAUUACUAGUUUUAAAGAUUAUGAACCUUUUUUGUUAUUAAAAAUAAUUUUUAAAAAUUUGUUUUGUAUGAGAUGGAAAAUACACAAAUAAACCCAGAAAUUGAAUCAUCA
Bemisia tabaci is the source of this 778-nucleotide messenger RNA. RefSeq names its product mitochondrial ribosomal protein L14 (gene mRpL14). The record is from RefSeq and is a predicted model, not a curated record. Gene Ontology annotation, cellular component: ribosome; mitochondrion. NCBI's taxonomy places the organism in Eukaryota, Metazoa, Arthropoda, Insecta, Hemiptera, Aleyrodidae. Gene Ontology annotation, biological process: translation. Gene Ontology annotation, molecular function: structural constituent of ribosome.